CCCACCUUUUGUGAGUUGUUAUACACGCAUCCUUCCAAAAGAGAAAAGAUAGUUGGUACAGCAUAUCUUCAUCCUAAUUCGACUAGGAUUAUACAUAACGGGCCAAUGUCUGAUGGUUAUGUGAAAAUCGAAGUAAUUGAAAUAUAUCCCGAAUACAAGAAAACGUCGCUUCCUGAACUUUCAUGCUACGAGGAACUUGAAGAUUAUGGUGAUGCCAUUGGUCAUUUCAUUCAGUGGCCACUUUCUUCUAUAAAGCUUUCAAACAUAGAGGCAACUCAUCAUCUUCCAACCAUGAUACAACCAGCUCAUGAAAACACAUGUUAUUCACCAGAGUUUGAGGAUGUCACCGAACAAUAUCAAGUUCAUGAAAAUCAUCAAAUUGAUAUGACAAUGGUCGAAAAUGUUAGCGAUGAGUUUCUAUUUGGCCCGCAUGAUGUUUCAACUGAACAUGACGUUGACGGAUCAGAAGAACUGGAUAUGAUGUUUUCGGAACCUGUUGAACAAACUCAAGCUUCAACGAUGUCAAAGGAACAAAAAAGAAUACAAGAGGCCUUGUGGAAUAUAGAACAUUUGCGCCCUAAAAGUAUAAAAUCAUUGGCCGAACGAUUAAGAAAACACUAUGGCGGCGAGAUGAGCAUUCAACUUAAGUGUCCUACUGGGAUGUAUCCCACUACCGAUUCCGGUCACUCAUAUGACUACGUCGAAUAUGAGGGGGUGUUGCAGUUUUUAGCAAACGGAUUGCUUGAUGCCAGCUUCAUACAUUGGUGUCAAAUGUUUUUAUAUAAUCACAUGCGGUCAAAAAAAGAGAACGCAAAAGGAAAAACUCGUGUUGCCUACUUCAAUACCCAAUACAUCACCGGGAAAGAAUGUGAGAAAAAUCUGGCAAGUGUUAAAGAACACUUAGUCGAGGUCUACAAACUUCACAAGGACAAAAAGUAUUUUCUCGCUCCAUUUUUCUACGGUGGUCAUUGGGUGUUGUUUAUUGUGUCCCCUUCGGACCGAAAAGGUUGGAUUUUGGAUUCAGUGUCGAUUAGAGCCGAAAAGAAUAAAAAUCAUUAUCCUCUAACAAAAGCAAUUGAAACUACCUUUGGAAGUCAAUUUACAUGGAAGAUGGCAAAGUGUAUGCAACAAGAUGGCUCUUGGGAGUGUGGAUAUUUGGUAAUAAGAAACAUGUUCAACUUUGUUCUCCAAAAGCAAUAUGAUUUUCCGAAAAAGAUUUGGAACGACACAAGAGAUGUCACUGAAGCGGAAAUCGAUGAGUUGGUUAAGAACAUCAUGACUCGGUUUUUCAGAGAAGUGUUUAAUGAUACCACCAAGAAAUAGUAUCGUGUUUGAACAAUUUUUGUAAGAUAUGUCCGCUAUCAAACAUGUUUGGGAUAUAUCUGUUUAGGUUUGUUGAUGAAACACGUUUGUGAUGUUUGUUUGGAUGUUUAAUGUAAUUUUGGUUUCAUUUA
Helianthus annuus (common sunflower) is the source of this 1454-nucleotide messenger RNA. RefSeq lists its product as uncharacterized. Lineage: Eukaryota; Viridiplantae; Streptophyta; Magnoliopsida; Asterales; Asteraceae. Bases 106 to 1323 code for a protein of 405 amino acids. The record is from RefSeq and is a predicted model, not a curated record. Gene Ontology annotation, biological process: proteolysis. Gene Ontology annotation, molecular function: cysteine-type peptidase activity. The transcript has 9 exons.